UUUACAUGGAAUUGUGCCAGUUUGGCCGCGGGCAGUGUAAAAUCACUAACACAGCUGAUUGUUCAAGGUCGUCUGCUCAACGGUCUGGCCUUAGUUCGUCCACCUGGACAUCAUGCAAUGCACGCUGAAGCGUGUGGUUAUUGCAUUUUUAACAAUGUGGCUGUCGCAGCCGCUUCCCUGUUGGCCUCCCCACCGAAUGGACUCAGUGCUAGUUUGCCCAGUUCGAUUGCACAAUUGGUCGAUCGUCCCCGAUCUUGUAGAAUUCGUGUUUCACGCUACGGAAAUAGCGAAAGUGGACGGGUCGGUCUCGUGCCUCGAACCGGUCUCUCAGACAACGCUACGCAUACAAAUUCCAAGUCACCUGUCACGGUGUCUGCAACAGACACGUUGAAGUUAACGAGAGACGAAGUCACUGCCGGUUCAGGGUUGACACCGAUACUGGAGCGCAUUCUGAUCGUGGACUGGGAUGUACAUCACGGUCAGGGGACACAGUAUGCUUUCUAUGAAGAUAAUCGCUCCAAAUACUCACAACAAGCAUAA
Echinostoma caproni is the source of this 540-nucleotide messenger RNA. The record is from the annotation of a GenBank genome assembly. Lineage: Eukaryota; Metazoa; Platyhelminthes; Trematoda; Plagiorchiida; Echinostomatidae.